Molecule: messenger RNA, 2458 nt
Organism: Seriola dumerili (greater amberjack)
Lineage: Eukaryota; Metazoa; Chordata; Actinopteri; Carangiformes; Carangidae
Gene: alox12
Product: arachidonate 5-lipoxygenase-like
Exons: 16
Coding region: 299-2308 (669 amino acids)
Biological process (GO): lipid oxidation; linoleic acid metabolic process
Molecular function (GO): protein binding; arachidonate 12(S)-lipoxygenase activity; arachidonate 15-lipoxygenase activity
Source: RefSeq, a predicted model, not a curated record
UGAUUGAGGGCAGAGAGAGGCAGUCUGUAGAGUGAAGGAGCGGUGGAGAGACUGAGCUUGCAGCGGAGACGUGUGAACAGACACAAAGAGGAGAAACAGGACGCGAGGGGAGAAGAGGAAGUGAGAGAACCAGAGCCAGGGCGGGAACCAGAACCAGGACCAGAGGAGACCUGCAGGACAGAAGAGGAGAACCUGAUCCUCAGCUCUGAACACGCUCACUCACAUCUUUAUCUGGCUGCUGAUUGGUCGACUGCUGCUUUGCCCUGCCCACCGAACACUGCUGUCCAGACAAUCAGUGAUGGAGGUCUACAGUGUAACAGUAGCCACUGGUACAUCACAGUAUUCAGGCACCAACAACUAUGUGUUUGUGACCCUGGUGGGGGAGAGAGGGGAGAGUGAGCGCACCCUGCUGGACAACCCUGGACUGGACUUCUGUCGAGGAGCAGUGGACCAGUACAAGGUGACCAGCCCCUCCCCUCUGGGUUCUCUGCUCCUGGUCAGACUGGAGAAACAGAGGUACUGGGUGGAAGACAACUGGUUCUGUCGCUACAUCACGGUGGAGCCUCCAAGUGGAGACAAAGUCACUUUCCCCUGUUACCGCUGGCUCGUAGGAGACAUCAAGGUGGAGGUCAGAGCGGGAACAGCUAAGACACUGAGGGACGAGUCCUUAUCUCAGCUGCUGGAGCACAGGAAGACAGAGCUGCAGGAGAGGCAGAAGAUUUACAGAUGGGUAACGUGGGCUCCAGGGAUUCCCAGAUGUAUUGAUGCUAAAACAGAAGCAGAUUUACCUCAAGAUGUCCGCUUUGAAAACGAGAAGAGGAGCGACUUUGAACACUCUUUACAAUUCGCCUUGCUGGAGUUGUCUCUGAAGAAGUUGGCCAUCAGGUUUGGGAAGUCCUGGAAUGACCUGGAUGAUUUCAAAAGGAUCUUCUGGAAGCUGAAAAGCCCCAUAUCUGAGUACUGUAUGGAGCACUGGAAGGAGGACUGGUUUUUUGGCUACCAGUGUUUGAACGGCUCGAACCCCAGGAUGAUCCAGAAGUGCAGGAAGCUGCCAGAGAACUUCCCUGUCACAUCAGACAUGGUCCAGAGCUCCAUGGCUCCGGGGACCAACCUGGACAAAGAACUCAAGGCAGGGAACAUCUACUUGUUAGACUACGCCAUCAUGGACGGGAUCCCCUCCAACACAAUCAAGGGUAAACCUCAGUACAUCGCUGCUCCGCUCUGUCUCAUGUACCAACACCCAGAUGAAGGACUCAUACCUGUUGCUAUACAGCUGGAGCAGACUCCAGGCCUGGACUCCCCCAUAUUCCUGCCCAGAGACCCACCUUUGGCAUGGCUGUUGGCCAAGAUGUGGGUGCGUCACUCUGAGUUUCAGGUGUUCCAGCUGCUGUCUCACCUGCUCAGGACUCACCUGGUGAUAGAGGUGUUUUGUGUGGCCACUCUUAGGCAGCUGCCUGCGGUACAUCCUAUAUAUAAGCUCUUGGCCCCUCAUCUGCGCUACACUCUAGAGAUCAACUGUAGGGGGCGCACUCAGCUCAUCUCUCCUAAUGGCAUCUUUAAGCGGGUUGUGUCCACAGGUGGUGAUGGCCUGUUGAUUCUGGCUCAGAGGGAGUACAAGGUGCUGACCUACCGCUCCCUCCAGCCCCACAAAGAUUUUGCUGACAGAGGAGUGUCUCAGCUCCCAAAGUAUUUCUACAGAGAAUACAGUCUGAUGCUCUGGGACGCCAUACACAGUUUUGUUUCAGGUAUGGUGGACCUGUUCUACCAGUCAGACUCCGACAUGCAGGAGGACCAGGAGAUCCAGGCCUGGAUCAGAGACAUAUCACAGGAGGGCUUCACAGAGCUCCCCAACUUUGGUCUGCCCAGUACGCUCAGCACCAGAGAGGAACUGUCCACCCUGCUGACGGUGGCCAUCUUCACCAGUACAGCCCAGCAUGCUGCCACUAACAACGGACAGUUUGACUGGUGUGCCUGGGUCCCCAACACCCCCUGCACCAUGAGGCAACCCCCACCAACAGACAAGGAUGCUGUUACCAUGGAAAUGAUCAUGGCCACCCUUCCUGACGUCAGCCAGUCCUGUGUGCAGAUGGCGAUCACAUGGCAUCUGGGGCGAGCACAACCAGACGCUAUUCCUUUGGGCCAGUACACGGAGCAGCACUUCACUGAGGGCCGGGCUGUGGAGCUGAUCGAUGGGUUCAGAACAGAGCUGAAAGAAAUCGAGGACCACAUCCUGAGUCAGAAUGAAGGACUGGAGCUGCAGUACCUGUUCCUCCUGCCGAGCCACAUCGAGAACAGCAUCACCAUAUAGAAAUACAGACCACUCAGAGCAAGAUUAUUUUUGAUUUUUCUGUUUUAUUUUCAUUUAUUCAUUUUUUUAUUCAUCAUUGUUUUAAAAAAAAGAUUGUAAUUGCAUCUACUGCGAUUCAAUGUAAAAAUAAAAAACAAACAUUUUCUACAA